Messenger RNA from Gryllus bimaculatus (two-spotted cricket), 1450 nucleotides. Lineage: Eukaryota; Metazoa; Arthropoda; Insecta; Orthoptera; Gryllidae. The record is from the annotation of a GenBank genome assembly.
CCGGGGCUGCGCGUAACCGCAGUUUCCGGGACGGUCGGUGGCGGCGGCGAAGGCGAGGGUGACAACGACUCCGUCGUUGGUGGACGUCGAGCAGCCAGACCAGUCGCGCGGAGAAGUGUUCUUCAGCAUGGGACGGGGCGCGGCCCCCGCCCGCACCAGCUCGUCAAGCUGGACGGCACCAGGACUAUUUCUACUCAUCGCGACGUUUCUGCUGUGUGAAUCAAGAAUCGAGGCGCAUGUCUGUCCUAGUUACUGCGUCUGCAGUGUUGCUAUGGAUUCAUUUCACCACGUCGUCUGCGAGAGAGCGUCGCUGGACUCCAUUCCAAGACAAGUACCAUCUAAGCCUAACACCACAUUUUUGAAUAUGGCUUGGAAUCACAUCACAAUCAUACGGGAAAGAGAUUUGGAUGAUUUCAAGGAAUUGCAAGGGCUCGUUAUGGAUCAUAACAAGCUCAACAACAUUGACAAGGAAAAACCCGCACCUCCAAUUCCUGGAUCUGAGCUUCAACAAGAUAAUCCUCCUUUCCGAAGCAGCCGUUCCUCAAAAUCCCGCUCGCUGGUGUUCCUGAACCUGACGGCCACGGACCUGAGCGUGCUUCCGCGAAAGAGCGCGUUCGCCGAACACGCCCAACAUCGGGCCCCUGGAGCUGAGCAACAAACCUCUGGCGCAACUGAUGCGCACUGGGGUGGGCUGGGUGCAGGGCAGGGCGCCGGCCGCGGCGCGCCGCCCCACGCCACGUGCGACCAGCCGGCCGCGCUGCACGGCCGGCCGUGGCGGAGCUGCGGCGGCUGGAGUGGGGGCGGCGCAGGGGUGGGCGCCGCCGCCCACGCCUCACGUGCCUGUACCCCAUCCCGCGGGCUGCUGGUGGUGAUCGCGGGCCGCUGGGUGGCCGGCGGCGGUGUGGGCCUUGCGGCGGCGCUGGCGGCGCCAGGGCGUGCCCCACGGCUGCGUGGGCGGCGGCGCAAGCACCGGCUGGCGCCGCCCGUGGGCGAGUACAUCGACGGGCUGGGCGACCCGCCGCCGGCCAAGAGCCCAUCUACGACCGCGCUGCGCGACCCGCCGCCCAAGGACGUCGCCAAGGAGCAGAGGAGGACGCCGACUCGCAGCGCUACGUCACCGACCUCGCGCGCAACACGUACCUGGCGCCGAUCAAGCUCAGCGAACGACGGGCCCAUCUACGUCAACAUGAAGGGACCCCGCGGCCUCUCCUGCGCGGCCGUCGCGACGGCCCCGCGCGCCCCCGCCCGCCGCCCCGCCCCCCGACGCCGCCAGACCGGCGCAGAACCGCCCCUGCUCCAUCCCGCUGCUCGAGGGGUGCGAUUUCUACGAAGUGGUGGAUUGAGCGCAGGUCGUGGGAGUGGAGUGGAGACGCGACUCCGUGUCAAACAUGUGGCGAAAGCCUCGGACGAAGACAGUGCGCUCAAAAUCCUACUAUUGAUUGGUCUGUGA